Huiozyma naganishii CBS 8797 is the source of this 417-nucleotide messenger RNA. It is a transcript of the gene MMS2, whose product is annotated as E2 ubiquitin-conjugating protein MMS2. The record is from RefSeq and is a predicted model, not a curated record. The transcript has a single exon. Gene Ontology annotation, cellular component: nucleus. The coding region runs from base 1 to 417 and encodes 138 amino acids. Gene Ontology annotation, biological process: protein K63-linked ubiquitination; DNA damage tolerance. Lineage: Eukaryota; Fungi; Ascomycota; Saccharomycetes; Saccharomycetales; Saccharomycetaceae.
AUGUCGAAAGUACCAAGAAGUUUCAGGCUUCUGGAAGAGUUGGAGAAGGGAGAGAAGGGGUUUGGACCCGAAUCGUGCAGUUACGGUCUGGCGGAUAGCGACGAUAUCACCAUGACGAAGUGGAACGGGACAAUCUUGGGGCCACCGCACUCAAACCACGAAAACCGUAUCUACUCUUUGGAGAUUGUGUGCGGCGACCGUUAUCCUGACGAGCCUCCUCUGGUGAAAUUUAUCUCAAAGGUAAAUUUGCCCUGUGUGGAUCAAACCACAGGAGUCGUUAGCGCCGAGAAAUUCCACACAUUACGUGAUUGGAAAAGAUCAUACACCAUGCAAACAGUCCUACUUGAUCUGAGGAAAGAAAUGGGUACUCCUGCCAAUAAGAAAUUGUCACAACCAAGUGAAGGUUCCGUUUUUUGA